Messenger RNA from Cryptococcus wingfieldii CBS 7118, 939 nucleotides. RefSeq names its product mRNA binding protein. Gene Ontology annotation, molecular function: mRNA binding. The transcript has 10 exons. Bases 1 to 939 code for a protein of 312 amino acids. NCBI's taxonomy places the organism in Eukaryota, Fungi, Basidiomycota, Tremellomycetes, Tremellales, Cryptococcaceae. Gene Ontology annotation, cellular component: ribonucleoprotein complex; cytoplasm; nucleus. The record is from RefSeq and is a predicted model, not a curated record.
AUGUCCGCAAAAGUAUACCUCGGCCGCCUCCCCCCAGGCGUGCAAAAAGGCGAUGUCGAAGACUACUUUAGGGACUUCCGUAUCAGGGACAUUCGCCUCAUGGAUACGUUCGGAUUUGUUGAGUUUGAUCAGCCUCGAGACGCAGAAGACGCCAUCCGAGACUUCAACGGCAGGCCUUUGCUCGGCACCAAUAUUUCCGUGGAACCCACGCGUGAGAGGAGGCGCGAACCCUUCGACAAUCGUAGUGCUCCUCGAGCUGCUCCCCGUCAAGGUGUCCGAAUCAGCGUUACUGGGUUCACGGGAACUACCAGCUGGCAGGACCUCAAGGACUAUGGCCGUCUUGGCGGAAACAACAUCAUCUACGCCGACGUCGACAAGUACAACCCUGGUAAAGGCGUGAUUGAAUAUCCCACCAUGGAGGAAGCCACAGAGGCUAUCACCCGCCUUGCCGGCGUCGAUAUCAACGGCGCCCCUGUCACCCUCGAGAUCAUGUCUCCCGACUCUUAUGAGCGCAGGCCUACCUACGACCGUCGACCCCCUCGCGAGCACUACGAGGACCGCCGCCCCCCUCGCGAGCACUACGACGACCGCCGCCCUCCCCGUGGCUACAACGACCGUCCUCCUGUUCGUGACUCGCGGGACUAUUACGACCGCCCCCCUAGGGGCGACCCCUACGAAGACCGUCGACCUAGAGGCGACUACUACAAUGACCGCAGGGAGGACCGUUAUGCCAGAGAGCGGUCUCCCCGUCGGGACUAUCCUUCCAGGGAUGACUACACGGCCAGGGACAGCUAUCCUGCCAGGGAAGACUAUCCAGCAAGGGAGGACAUUCCGGCUCGGAACGAUGCCCGCAGGCGAGACGAUGAUAGGAGACACGAUGAUAGGAGACACGAUGACGACAGGAGGCGAGAGGACGUGCGACCUGCAACGGAUGCUUGA